This is a messenger RNA of Laccaria bicolor S238N-H82, 878 nucleotides long. RefSeq lists its product as uncharacterized. The record is from RefSeq and is a predicted model, not a curated record. Gene Ontology annotation, molecular function: NAD(P)H dehydrogenase (quinone) activity; FMN binding. The transcript is spliced from 6 exons. Bases 1 to 729 code for a protein of 242 amino acids. Lineage: Eukaryota; Fungi; Basidiomycota; Agaricomycetes; Agaricales; Hydnangiaceae.
AUGUGCUUUGGAACGAAAAAGCAGGGCUCCAACUUUACAGACGGGCCAAACACGCAGCCCCAAACGAAACCACCCCAAAAUGGUGCGACGACUGAAAUAACACAGCAGACUACUAUGGCUCCUGUUAACGUAGCUAUCAUCAUCUACAGCAUGUACGGCCACGUCGUCAAGCUGGCUGAAGCUGAGAAAGCCGGCGUCGAGAAAGCAGGGGGCAAAGCUACCAUUUACCAAGUCCCAGAGACCCUACCCGAAGAAAUCCUCACCAAGAUGUAUGCACCUGCCAAGGGAGAUUUCCCCAUCGCAACGCCCGACGUCUUGACACAGUACAAUGCGUUCCUCUUUGGUAUCCCUACUCGGUAUGGUAACAUGCCUGCUCAGUGGAAGGCUCUAUGGGACGCUACUGGUCAGCUGUGGGCUACUGGCAAGCUCGCAGGCAAGUAUGCCGGCGUGUUUGUAUCGACUGCUGGGCAUGGUGGAGGUCAAGAAUCGACUGUGAUCGCUACCAUGUCUACGCUCGCGCAUCACGGUAUCCUUUACGUGCCGUUUGGGUACUCGCAUGCUUUCCCUCUGCUCGCGAACUUGGAGGAGGUUCAUGGAGGAUCACCCUGGGGAGCGGGUACAUUCGCAGGACCAACCGGCGCGCGCCAGCCAUCUCCACUCGAACUCGAGAUUGCGGAGAUUCAGGGCAAGGCGUUCCAUGAUAUUGUUAGCAGGGUCAACUUCCAGUAAGCAGGUGUUCUCGUGUGUGUGCUUCCUAAGCAGCUUGGAAAGCAUGUCGAGUUCUCGCCUCUGGUGAACAACGGCAACCCCUCUACUAGCCUUUUUGUACAUCCGUGAUUGUUUCGUUUUGGUCAAUGCAUGUCUUCUGUAUGGAACGU